CUCGUGUGUUGUCAUGUCGUCGGCUCAGCUGGCUCGCCGCGCAGAGCAGCUGACGACACACCGGCGUCGAUAUGGGGUGUCUUUGUUGGAUGCAAUGUGAGUGAUAGCUUGGAGAGCGGAGAGUGGAUUCAAAGUCACUGCGCCCGAGAUGUAAAGCACGUGGUCGCUUUGAAAACUUCCGAUCCGAGCCUCCUUAGCACGCCAACCCGACCCGCGCCGACCAUGCAAGCACGCCUGCAAGUACGGACCGCCGACGUCGUGACCGCACCAGCAUGAAUAGUUUGGGCCUCAGCAUCCUGUUUAACAUGGGUUGUACGUGCACGAAAGAAGCUGUAUGCAUCAAUGGCAAGAGAUACGUGGUCAAGAGCAGGUUGGGAGAAGGGGGAUUCAGCGUGGUCGACCUGGUUUACGACGCGACCAGCCAGCGGCAGUACGCGCUCAAGCGCAUCCCAUGCCACACGCGGGAGUCCGAGCGGGACGCGAUGCGCGAAGCCGAGCUGUACAAGUCCUUCGAUCACCCCAACCUGGUCCGAUGCGUGGACGCCGCCCUGGUUCCGUGCCACGACCUGUCCAAACCAUUCUCCAGCGAAGUCCUCAUCCUGCUGCCUUACUUCCGAAGGGGGACGCUCCAGGACGAGCUGACGAUGCGUGCGCGGUCGAGGGAGCACAUGCCUGAGGGACGGCUGCUGGAGAUCUUCACAGGCAUGUGCCACGGUGUUCAGGCGAUCCACGGUGCCACGCCCGUCGCCUUGGCGCACAGAGACCUGAAGCCUGCAAAUGUGCUGCUCAGCGACGACGAUGUGCCCGUUUGGAUGGACUUUGGCAGCAUGGGAAGAGCUCGGCUUGAUAUUGGCCGUACCAGCGAGGCCAUGGCACUGCAGGACUUAGCUACGGAGAAAUGCAGCAUGUCGUACAGGGCUCCUGAACUGUUCAACGUGGAAAGCCGUACAUCAAUAGAUGAGCGAGUCGACAUAUGGUCCCUGGGCUGCUGCCUGUAUGCCAUGUGCUUCUUCCGGUCCCCAUUUGAGGCGGCCCACGAGCGGGGCGAUAGUGUGGCCUUGGCUGUACUUAGCGGCCACGUGGACAUUCCUUCAGACAGCCCAUACUCCGGAGGGCUUCACGGACUUAUCCGCACAAUGUUGGAAGUGGACUGCUUGCAGAGGCCCUUCAUCGAGAGCGUCUUAGAGCAGGUCACAGCUCUCUCUACCACGGCAAACCACAAGGUGUGACCUACCGAAUGCACGCCAACAAAGGGAUACUUCACACGUGGGCGUGUACCCACCGUUCUUUCUGCCUGAACCAGAAUGUUGGUGAGGCGUGACUACCGGCUCCAAGAUGCCGACCCAGCGGACAGGCAGAGCUACAUUUUAUGCAAGUCGGUGUGAUUGUGCAAUGCCUGGAAUAAAAAGGCGAUAAGUGGGAGAGCAAAUGGAGCCCCACAUGAGUGCCAGAGUGAACACACUUGGGAUGCUCGGGGUGUUUUUAGCAGCAACGACUGUACCCUUGUGCCCGAUGUGAAUGCACUUCCCGCUAUUGUUGUGGUGUUUUUAUUUUUUUAGUAUUGGUGUUACAGCGUGUUGAGUUUUUUUUAUUUUGCAAAGUGUUGCUGCCUGCUUGCAUGCACACUGCAAUGCUGUGUCUCCCGUUGCGUGUCUUGUUCUCUUAGGCGAGACUGGAAUAAAGGGAGCCUUGUUGUUUUGCA
Messenger RNA from Dermacentor silvarum, 1702 nucleotides. Its product is annotated as serine/threonine-protein kinase 16-like. Gene Ontology annotation, cellular component: Golgi apparatus; cytoplasm. The record is from RefSeq and is a predicted model, not a curated record. The coding region runs from base 273 to 1229 and encodes 318 amino acids. The transcript is spliced from 7 exons. Gene Ontology annotation, molecular function: protein serine/threonine kinase activity; ATP binding. Lineage: Eukaryota; Metazoa; Arthropoda; Arachnida; Ixodida; Ixodidae. Gene Ontology annotation, biological process: protein phosphorylation.